CAAGUUACUGUAUAUACGUGUCGGAGAUUAAAUAAAAUUUUCGAUGAGUCACUGUUAAUAAUUUUACUGAAGAAGCCCACAAUAAAGAAGUGUCGUCAAAUCGUAGCAGAAGGGCGUAGAGAUGAACAAAAGUUCCAUGCAAGCGCCAACCGCCACCAGCAAAUUUACCGGUACCACCGGCCCGAUGGGCAUUACGAACAUCAUAGGUGAACAGGAUGAGGGCAGAAUGGCAGCGCAAACACCAGCACCAAGUCUAGUUCAACCUCAAUCGAGUGCACUAACCGGAGGGCAACCUGCAGGUCUGCAGCAAGGCAUGCAAGAAAAAAUGUUUAGUAAUGCUUCAACGGGUGAAUUUUAUAUAUCUUUAUUUUGUGAAUCACAUCACACGUGUAUUAUCUUCGCUCAAGACAAACUUUGUCCGGUAUGUUUAGGUGUAAAUUCAACGGCCGAUCCACAAAUGUGUAGAGUCGUACAGCAACAAAUGAAUCAUAGCUCUUCACCGGUUGAUGCCGAACAAACGGCACGGGCGGCCAGGAGAUUAUCGAUACAGGAAUGCAUUCAGUCAUUGGUGCAUGCCUGCCAGUGCGGAGACGCAAACUGUGAUCUACCGAAAUGCAAGAAGAUAAAACGAAUGGUCAUACAUACGAUGAACUGCAAGAGAAAGGCAAAUGGUGGUUGUUAUAUUUGCAAACAAUUAAUCGCAUUAUGUUGUUACCAUGCAAAAUACUGCAAAGAGACUACCACAUGUCUCGUUCUAUUCUGUUCUAACAUCAAGCAUAAUAUAAAGCAGCGGCAAUUGCAGCAACAAUUAAAACAAGCGCAGUUGCUCAGAAUGCAAGCAAACCUGCAGCAAUCCAUGCAAGGACAAAUGCCUGGUAGACUAAUGCGAUUGUAAUGAAUAAUUCAUGUGUGAAUUUCUUAAAUUAAAAUUUAAAAAUUGUUUAACAGUUAAUAUGAAACGCACAGUAUAACCCAUACAGCAUGAAAUAUUUCUUGUUCAUUUUUUAAAAUAUUUUAAUUAAAUUUAAUUAAUUUUAGACACAUUUCGUGAGCAUUUG
Messenger RNA from Wasmannia auropunctata (little fire ant), 1058 nucleotides. RefSeq names its product histone acetyltransferase p300-like. Gene Ontology annotation, cellular component: histone acetyltransferase complex; transcription regulator complex. Gene Ontology annotation, biological process: positive regulation of transcription by RNA polymerase II. Gene Ontology annotation, molecular function: transcription coactivator activity; histone acetyltransferase activity; chromatin DNA binding. The transcript is spliced from 4 exons. The record is from RefSeq and is a predicted model, not a curated record. NCBI's taxonomy places the organism in Eukaryota, Metazoa, Arthropoda, Insecta, Hymenoptera, Formicidae. Bases 122 to 895 code for a protein of 257 amino acids.